Messenger RNA from Gadus chalcogrammus (walleye pollock), 2006 nucleotides. Its product is annotated as heparan sulfate glucosamine 3-O-sulfotransferase 2-like. NCBI's taxonomy places the organism in Eukaryota, Metazoa, Chordata, Actinopteri, Gadiformes, Gadidae. The record is from RefSeq and is a predicted model, not a curated record. The transcript has 2 exons. The coding region runs from base 1 to 1092 and encodes 363 amino acids. Gene Ontology annotation, molecular function: [heparan sulfate]-glucosamine 3-sulfotransferase activity.
AUGGCAUGCGCGCUCCUCAACGGUCGAGCGGUGCCGUCCUCACCUCGGCUCAUCCCGACCUGCCUGUGCGUGUUUUCCUUCCUCGUGACAUACCUGUGCUACUCUGCACUGUUUUCUGCUGAUGCGGUCAUCAUGCAAACGCCGGGGGACCUGCCGCGCGGCUGCCGGCGCUCUCCGGUUGACGGUGGCGGGAAAAGGCGCCUCCAGAAAUCGGUCUCGUGCGUUUUACCUUUCGAGGAGGGGGAGCGCGACCCUGUGCGUGUGCUACCCCGCCGGAACGAUACGCUGAGCUCCCCGCCUGUGACCGCAAAGUUUGGGAAUAAGAAGUUACCGAAUGCCAUCAUCGUCGGCGUGAAGAAGGGCGGCACGCGCGCAGUUCUGGAGUUUAUCAGGAUUCAUCCUGACGUGCGCGCGGUCGGCACCGAGACUCACUUCUUCGACCGGAACCACGACCGCGGACUGGACUGGUACAGGAGCCUGAUGCCUCGGACCCUGGAGGGCCAGAUCUCCAUGGAGAAGACCCCCAGCUACUUCGUGACCGCCGACGCCCCUCGCCGCAUCGCCGCCAUGUCCCGCCACACCAAGCUCAUCGUGGUGGUCCGCGACCCGGUCACCCGCGCCAUAUCGGACUACACCCAGACCCUGACCAAAACGCCGGACCUGCCCAGCUUCCAGGAGCUGGCCUUCCUGAACCAGAGCCAGGGUCUGGUGGACGUCUCGUGGAACGCCAUCCGCAUCGGCCUGUACGCCCUGCACCUGGAGUGCUGGCUGCGCCACUUCCCCCUGGAGCAGAUCCACUUCGUCAGCGGCGAGCGGCUCAUCACCGACCCGGCCGGCGAGCUGGGCCGGGUGCAGGACUUCCUGGGCCUGAAGCGCAUCGUUACCGACAAGCACUUCUACUUCAACCGCACCAAGGGCUUCCCCUGCCUGAAGAAGCCCGAGAGCAGCGUGUCGCCGCGCUGCCUGGGCAAGUCCAAGGGCCGCACCCACGUCCAGAUCGACCGCGAGGCCGUCGAGCAGCUCCGGGACUUCUACCGGCCGCACAACGUCCGCUUCUAUGAGAUGGUGGGGUUUGACUUCAGAUGGGACUAACCCAGGGGGCGAAUGCUGAGAGUUAUCGGAGAGAAUCCGGCCAGCUCUGCUCAUUCCAACUUCCGAAAAGAAAUAUCCAAUCUCUUAAUUGAUGUGUAUGUCGGCUGGCCGUCCCCCCAAGGAACACUAAUACAGACGCGAACCAUGAAGUACAAGAUGACCAGGAGAUGUAAUUCCCUCUCUCGCUACCAACCACACAUCUUAAGUCCCCCCCUCCAGCUGUUCUCCCUCAUGAGAUGAGAACACCUGCAAACAAAGUUAAGAUGGGAACAAUUCCAGUAUGAUGGACGCUUAAGAGUGGCACAGAAAGGUUCUUGUCGCAUGGCUUUCAAAAUAAAAGCGCACAAUUAGCUUGUUUCCCAGCUGGGAGGGAAGGCUAGCUGACCUGCGGUUCAUUUCUCCAUACUGGGAACCAGUGUGUGAGCGCUGCUUUGAACACCGAAGAGGGGAGAUUCACUGGCUUCAAUUCCAAAUGUCACGUUAGCUAUUUAGCGGUUCAGGAUGUUAGCUCAUGCUGCUUACCAGCUUCUCCGUUGGCUGACGGGUGGAUUAGGACGAAUCUACGGAUGAGUUGGAUUAGUUCCUGUUGAAACCUGCUGCACUAAUCAAAACAGGGAUUAGAGAGAGACCCUGGAAAUGUCAGAGCUGUCUUCUCGGAGGACUGGCGUGGAGAUGCCUCAACGCUAUACCCUAAGCAGGGUAUAUUUUGGAUUAUAUUCGCUGUAUUCAUAGCAUGAGUAGGAUGUCUUGUGAAUGCAACAACCAACGCUUCAGUCGUAAGGACUUUAUGAUGGCUGUGAUUAUGCAGAAUUAAAACCUUGCUAAUUUUUCUGUAACUUUAAGAUGUAAGAUCUGCUCUCGUAUCAUGUCCACCAACACCUCACGGGCCGCACAUAGCAAACUAAUAAAUGAAU